CCGUGUGAGGAGCGCGCCGGGCUGAGGCGCUGCUGGCGCGGAGGCAGUGGCGCUGGGAGCCGGGGCUGGAGACGUGAAGUCCGGGGCGAGCGGGGAAGCGAGGAACGAGGCUGGAAGGAGGCAGCCAGCGAGAAGCGAGGCGGCUGGAUCUCACGUCCAGCGGCAACCGAUCCCCGCGCCCCGCGCGCCCGGGGCCUGGGCAUCCCUGGGACGGGCGUGUGCGCGGGGCCUCGCGGUGGCGCGGGGUCCCCGCAGUGCCGCCCGCCUGAGCGCCAGGCUCGCAGGAGCCGGGCUUUCACUUCCUCUCGCCUCCGCCCGCGUCCCCAGCUCGCCGGCUGGCGUCGCCACCCCUCCUGGUCCCCGGCCACCGCUGUCGCCGCUGCUGCAAGCCAGGACGCACACUUCACUUUCCCGCUGGAGGCGGAGGAUGCCCCUUGCACCAGCCCUGGAGAAAGAGCCCCGGGCCCGGCUGGAGGAGCCUUGGCCGCGAGGAAGGAGAUCUGGACUCCGAUCUCCUUGAUGCCACUGCAGCAGCUGACAGCUGGGAAGGCGCCCACAGAGCGGGCACGCCAAGCGGGACGCGGGAGUCUCCGAGAGAGACCCCAGGCGCCUGCUGGGCUCCGCUGGCAGAGUUUGCAAGUGGCUGACACCCCCGCAGGAGAGGGACCAUGGACUUGACCUUUCCCACUAGAAUGUGAGCCUUUCUCAUUCACAGCUUUAUCUCCAGCACCCAGGACAGUGUCUGCUACAUAUAGUAGCUGCUCACUGAACUUUUAUUUUUAAAAAAAAUGGCUCUGGCUGGUGGGGCUCAGUUGGUUGAGCGUCAUCCCAUGCACUGAAAGGUUGCUGUUCCCUGGUCGGGGUGCACACAGGAGGCAACCGAUCCAGAGGCAACCGAUCGAUGAUUGAAAUGUUCGAGAGCCUUCGAGCUCCGGCCUCUGUGUGGAAGCUUCUCAUGCCAGUGUCUGUGCUGCGUUGCAGGUGGCAGCCCUGAGCCCUGAUGCUUGACCGGAUGGAAGCCCACCAGCUUCUGUUUCCACAAGUGGACACACAGAGCGUGGUCCCCAGCUGGGAAAGAAGCCGGAAACGGCCUCGGUGAAACAGUCCAGCCCCAACCGGCCUGAGCAGCUGAGAAAGGCGAGGAGGGCGCUGUGGCUGCUGCUGACCCGCGAAUCCUCCUCCACUUGCUCCUCUCAAAGCUCUGUGGGGCUCUCUGAGGCCAAGAACAAGAUGUAGGAAAAUGGGACCAACUCCUGGGUGUCCUGAGCCUCAAAACUCCUCUUGUGGCCCAAAGACGCUCACCUUGACCUUGGGUGGGCUGGUCAGCCACGUGCUAGACGCCCUCCAGCUCUGAUCCUGGCAGUUGCCUUUGCAGAAGGAAGAAGACUGAAGGCUCCCAGGGGUUCCAACCCUAAGGGGAGCUGGGGAAAGGAAACCCCCUCCAUCCCUGCCCUGUGGCCCCUCCAGCCAAGCCCCGGCCAGCCAGUCCGGAAUGAUCCCGCUAUGGCCAAGCUCUGGUUCAAGUUCCAGCGGUACUUCCGCCGAAAACCUGUGCGUUUCUUUACCUUCCUGGUGCUCUACCUGACGGCCGGGAGCCUCGUCUUCCUUCACGCUGGCUUUGUGGGCCAGCCGGCCGUCUCCCAGAACCAGGCCAGCCCUGCCGCCAGGGCCCCGGCCGAGGGCGCCGAGCUGCCCUUCCUCGGAGACUGGCAUCUGGGCAGAGGCUUCAGGGACGCGGGGGAAACCUUGAGCCUCGCCCACAGAUACGGACACGGACCCUGGUUCAAGGGCAAAGAUGGGAAUGAGAGAGCCAAGCUGGGCGACUACGGAGGUGGAGCCUGGAGCCGAGCCCUCAAGGGGAGGGCUGUCCGGGAGAAGGAGGAGGAGCGAGCCAAGUACAUCGGCUGCUACCUGGACGACACCCAGAGUCGGGCCCUGCGAGGCGUGUCCUUUUUCGACUACAAAAAGAUGACCGUCUUCCGUUGCCAGGACAACUGUGCAGAACGGGGUUACCUGUAUGCCGGGCUGGAGUUCGGCGCCGAGUGCUACUGCGGCCACAAGAUCCAGGCAACAAACGUGAGCGAGGCCGAGUGCGACAUGGAGUGCAAGGGCGAGCGAGGCAGCCUGUGCGGCGGCGCCAACCGCCUCUCUGUCUACCGGCUGCAGCUGGCCCAGGAGUCGGCCCGCAGGUAUGGAAGUGCGGUCUUCCGAGGCUGCUUCCGCAGGCCCCACAACCUCUCCCUGGCCCUGCCCGUGACGGCCGCCAUGCCAAACAUGUCCGUGGACAAGUGUGUGGACCUCUGCACAGAGAAGGAGUACCCGCUGGCAGCCCUUGCAGGCACCUCAUGCCACUGUGGCUUCCCCACCACGCGAUUCCCCCUGCACGAGAGAGAAGACGAACAGCUGUGUGCCCAGAAGUGCAGCGCGGAGGAGUUUGAGAGCUGCGGGACCCCCAGUUACUUCAUCGUGUACCAGACGCAGGUGCAGGACAACCGCUGCAUGGACAGAAGGUUCCUCCCAGCCAAGUCCAAGCAGCUCAUCGCUCUGGCCAGCUUCCCAGGUGCCGGCAACACGUGGGCUCGCCACCUCAUCGAGCUGGCCACCGGCUUCUACACCGGCAGCUACUACUUCGAUGGUUCUCUCUACAACAAAGGGUUUAAAGGUGAGCGGGACCACUGGCGCAGCGGGAGGACCAUCUGCAUCAAGACACACGAGAGCGGCCAGAAGGAGAUCGAGGCCUUCGAUGCCGCCAUCCUGCUCAUCCGCAACCCCUACAAGGCCCUCAUGGCGGAGUUCAACCGCAAGUACGGCGGCCACAUCGGCUUCGCUGCGCAUGCGCACUGGAAGGGCAAAGAGUGGCCCGAGUUCGUGAGGAACUACGCCCCGUGGUGGGCCACGCACACGCUGGACUGGCUCAAGUUCGGCAAGAAGGUGCUGGUGGUGCACUUCGAGGACCUGAAGCAGGACCUGUUCGUGCAGCUGGGCCGGAUGGUCCGCCUGCUGGGCGUGGCCGUCCGCGAGGACCGGCUGCUGUGCGUGGAGAGCCAGAAGGACGGCAACUUCAAGCGCUCGGGGCUGCGCAAGCUGGAGUACGACCCCUACACGGCGGACAUGAGGAGGACCAUCCAGGCCUACAUCAAGCUGGUGGACGCGGCCCUGAAGGGGCGGAACCUCACGGGCGUGCCCGACGACUACUACCCCAGAUGAUGGGCCCACCGGGAGGGGCCUCGAGACCCCUGGGGACCCCGCCCACCCGUCUGGCCCCUUUUUGGUCUGGGGACAGCCCCCUCGGCUGCUGCUGGCCUUCAGCGCGUUUCCUGCGUGACACAGGAGCCUCAGGGGACAGCCACCUGCUCACAGCCCUUCACAGCCCAGGAGGCCCCUGAUCAGGGAGCCCCAGCCACACAGGCUUCUGUCUCCCACGGCCCUGCCCCCACCACUCUGGUUCUCCCCGUGGGAGGGCGGGCUCCUGCGUGUCCCGGAGACUCGGGUGCCUCCCACGGUGCUGAGGACCUGGGUGCUGGGAAAGGUGCCCCCGGCGCUCCGCCCCCCGGGGCUGGGCUCUCGCGGGCUCUUCUCUCCACCAAACAGCAGCGAGCGGCCCCGGGUUCACCAGGCCACUUGGGUGGGAGAAGGGUUGUGGAGGUUUCUCUCUGGCGUCCCGUUUCUGACACUCCAGGUGGGUGGGGGAGCCCCAGUGCUCGCAGGAGGUUCACCGGCACCACCAGGUGGGGCCCUGCAUCACCAGCCCACCCCCAGGUCACACUGCUCCUGAGACGGAGCUAAGGUCAAAUUCUGCCCUUUCCUCCCCCACUGGGCCCAGGAGGUGACCUGGGGAUCCCUGGUCCCACGUCCAGGGUUCUCCGGGCACCAACAGUUAGCCCAGCAGAUGGCCGAGGGCCCGGGCAGACUCUGAGUGAAAAGGGGAGCCCCGUCACAGUCCUCCACCGCGGGUGCGGCACAUGGAGCUCACACUGCCUCUGACCCCCGCCGCCGGGGCCUGCGCUCUCCAGUGAGAGAGCAAGGGUGCUCCCGGCCAGGCGGGGCCAGACCCAAAAGAGACCCAGCUCCCUUCCCGCACCAUCGGCCUCCCGUGAUCACAGUCCCAAAGGGGUGGCUUCCCGCUCCACUCGAGGCCUUUGAGGAAUGAAGCGAAUGCGAUGGCUCUUCACUUCCACACAGACGCCGCUCCCCGAAGCUGAGACAUCAAACCAAAGGAUUCCUGGGGACCCCGUGUCCCCAAUCCUCGAUCUUCGAAAGCAUGGAUCCAGGAUCCCUCCGCUUCCCCACCUUGGAGACCAGCGGCUUCCCACCUGAGCUCCUGCACCGCCCCCAUCACGUAGAUGCAAAAGCCAUAGGUCACAGCUCUUCACUGUUCUGUCCGGAGCACCCCCUCCCCAGCAGCCCCCCUGAAGCCUUGGGGUGCAAGGACAGACUCACUCCCAAAUAGCCAGGAGGCCAUGGAGAAGGCGAGCGUAAAGAGAUAUAUUUUUUUAAGAGGAAUAUGACUAAUACAUUCUGCCCCCUGGAAGCUGGCCAUGCAAAGCCAAGGGGCCAGGGGCUCAGACCUGCGAUUCUUGCCCUGAGCCCCUCCCCUGUCGGCUGUGGACGACCCCAGGGCCCCCCCACCCCAGGGGCUCUGAAUGUAUUUUGUACCGCGUUUCUUUCCCCCAGGCUCAUGUCUAGUCUUUGGGGAAGCCUCCCCCCGCUUCCACCCACAGGCCAGCUCGCUCUGGGAGCCUCUGGGUCAUGGCCUGGGCCAGCUCUUGGCCGGCGGUCACCUCGGGCCACGGGCCUCUGUCUGAAGAUUCCUCAGGUCAACACCAUCAUUAAAAGUGAGUUUUGUUGAGAAUUCCA
This is a messenger RNA of Myotis myotis, 4857 nucleotides long. It is a transcript of the gene WSCD2, whose product is annotated as WSC domain containing 2. The record is from RefSeq and is a predicted model, not a curated record. Lineage: Eukaryota; Metazoa; Chordata; Mammalia; Chiroptera; Vespertilionidae. Bases 1504 to 3207 code for a protein of 567 amino acids. The transcript has 9 exons.